Molecule: messenger RNA, 636 nt
Organism: Xenia sp. Carnegie-2017
Lineage: Eukaryota; Metazoa; Cnidaria; Anthozoa; Malacalcyonacea; Xeniidae
Product: protein ALP1-like
Exons: 1
Coding region: 1-636 (211 amino acids)
Source: RefSeq, a predicted model, not a curated record
AUGGGUGCAAUAGAUGGUACGCAUAUUUUCAUUAAACGCCCCAGUACCUCACCAACAGAUUACCUUAACAAAAAGAACAGGUAUUCUCUUAAUGUUCAAGCUGUUUGUGACUUUAAAUAUCGUUUCAUGGAUGUGGUCAUUAAAUGGCUGGGUAGUGUACAUGAUGCACGGAUAUUUUCUAAUUCCAACAUUAACCGUAAGUUUCGUGAAAAUGAGAGUUUUAAAUGUCAAAAACAAACUGUUGAUGAUGAGAUGCCAGUCCCUGUGUGUAUACUGGGUGACCCCGCUUAUCCUCUCCUUCCAUUUCUUAUGAAAGAGUUCCCAGGUGGUGGCAACAGUGUGCAACAACAAUAUUUUGGGUGGCGCCUUUCUUCAGCGAGAAUGGUCAUAGAAUGUGCAUUUGGAAGACUGAAAGGCAGGUUUGGAAUAUUAAAGCGUGAAAUGGAUAUCAACACUGAAGAUUUACCAUAUGUCAUUUAUGCAUGCUUUGUUCUCCACAACUAUUGUGAAGGGGAAAAGCAGGUUGUUGCUGAAGAAGAAAUAAGCAAAGCAAUAGAAUGUGAAAAACAAUUCCAACCAGCAUUCUGGGAAACAGAUACACCCUUGGUAAUAAUGAUGAACAAAGUGGGAAAAUAA